AUGCUACAAAAAGAAACUAAGCUAGCAAAGAAAAUUGGAUGCAAGGUUCUUGUUUGCCUUUCGGCUGCAUCCAAUGUUACUGGAAUCCUCGUCGAUACCCUGAAAAUAUCUUCCCUCGUUCACCAAUAUGGCGGUAUAAUAUUUUGGGACUAUGCUACGGCUGCCCCAUAUGUCGAAAUUGACAUGAAUCCACCAAAUAGCACAGGCUAUGAGAACGCCUACAAAGACGCUGUUUUUUUCUCCGUCCAUAAGUUUGUGGGAGGUCCGCAAACUCCUGGCAUUUUGAUUGCCAAGAAAAGUCUUUUUGAAGCCGGACAACUAUGUCCACAUACUAGCGGUGGUGGUACAGUAGAGUUUGUUCGUCGAAAGAAGACUACUUACUUAAAAGAUGUUGAAGGACGAGAAGAAGGUGGAACACCGGCAAUUGUUGAAUCGAUUAGAGCUGGACUGGUUAUCCAGCUACAACAGGCAAUAGGAACGGAUCUAAUCGCUGAACGCGAGCAUGAAUUAGUCUUGCGAGCGUGGGCGAAAUUCAGCAAAUGUCCAAACUUAAUUGUGCUUGGCGGUAGCAAGGUAAAACGGCUAGCCAUAUUCUCUUUUCUCGUUCGCCACACACGCGAGCUGGCAAUACAACAAACGUCCAGUUAUGCUGAUGAGGAUAAUGCGUUCCAGCCGAGACUGCGAAAAGUCCCUGACUCAUGCCUUUUUAUCCAUCACGACUUUGUGUGCGCCCUCCUCAAUGAUCUCUUCGGCAUUCAAUCGCGAUCCGGCUGUGCGUGUGCCGGUCCUUAUGCACUCGACCUUCUUGGUAUCAACGAACGUUUGGCUACAAGCUACGAAGAGGCACUUAUUACAGAAGACAAUGAUGAGAUACCAGAACACAGAGUGCUGCGACCUGGCUUCACACGCAUUAAUCUACCCUUCUUCUAUCCGGACGAAGAGAUCGAAUUCAUAUUGGAUGCUAUCUGCUUUAUUGCAACCUACGGCUGGUACUUCCUGCCCUUCUAUGAAUACAACCCGUCAACCGGCUUUUGGCGCUACGCCAGUGACAAUCGGACGGUUACAGCAAAGCACCUCCAUAACAUCUCCUACGAGAAAGGCGUGAUGCGGUACAAGAAGGCAGCCAUUCAGUCGAAUGGCGAGGCACCAAGGAGCUUAAAAGUUUGUCAUUACUCUUCAUUUAUAUCGCCAUAA
Dibothriocephalus latus is the source of this 1194-nucleotide messenger RNA. Lineage: Eukaryota; Metazoa; Platyhelminthes; Cestoda; Diphyllobothriidea; Diphyllobothriidae. The record is from the annotation of a GenBank genome assembly.